CCUGUUUUUAAUCUUAGACGUGAUACUCUCACCUGUCGGACGAGUACCUGUAAUCACCGGUGUCUGAGUGUCAGUAAUCGACGGUAUCUGUGUUUGCGUGAUAAUUGUUUGGCCUGUAAUCUUGGGUUGGGGCAGUCUCGGCACACCUGUGUAGGUCUUGACACGGCGCUGCCCAGUGUCCACCGGCCCUCAACAGUGCACCAGCUCUGCCUGCAGCCCAGCCCCUGACAAGCCUUGGGUCUCUGUGUGCUGCAGCCCCUCACCAUGGACACAUGGUUCAGGACUUGCCUGCUGCUCUGCCUCUAUGGGUUCUUCAAGGAGCUACGUCCCUCAGAGCCCUUCCUGACGGAGUACCUGAAGCAGCCACCCAUGAACCUGACGGAUGAUCAGGUGACAUAUGAGGUGUACCCGGUAUGGACCUACUCCUACCUGUCCCUGCUGGUGGUGGUGUUCCUGCUGACAGACCUGCUGCGCUACAAGCUGGUCAUUGUGGCGGAGGGCAUUGGCUAUGUGGUCACCUGGUCACUGUUGCUGUGGGCACGAGGGGUGCCUGCCAUGCAGCUCAUGGAGUUCAUGUAUGGUGUCGCCACCUCCACUGAGGUUGCUUACUAUACCUACAUCUAUGCCAAGGUGGCUGGCAAGUUCUACCAGCGGGUCACUAGCUACACCCGUGCUGCACUUCUCUCUGGCAGGUUCCUCUCUGCUGUGCUGAGUCAGGUACUGACUCACACUGCCCUCAUGAGUUACCACGACCUCAACUACGUGUCACUGGCCAGUGUGAGUGUGGCGUUCAUCCUGGCCUGCCUGCUGCCCUCCGUCUCCACCAGCGUCUACUUCCACCGCCAGCAGUACUACGUCCCCACCAGUGAGGGCAGCAGCUCCAUCCAGCUCAGCCCAACACAGCAGUGGCAGGGAGACGACAGUGGGGGUGGCGGUGGUGGUGGUAGUGUUGCUGUUGUUGCUACUACUGCUGGUGGUACUGGUAGUGGUGCUGGUGAAUCAUGGAUAGUUAAGUUUAAUAAGGUGCUGAUGCUGAUGUGGGACGACUUCCAAGUGGCCUACAGCAACAAGUACCUGCUGAAGUGGUCGGUGUGGUGGGCCUUUGCCACCUGUGGGAACUUCCAGGUGGGGAACUACAUCCAGCCGCUGUGGGAGCAAGUGCAGCCCGUGGAGGAGGGCGAGACACUGUACAACGGUGCUGUGGAAGCCAUCCAGACCCUGCUGAGUGCUCUGUCGGCCUUUGGAGUGGGGUACGUGCAUCUGAACUGGGAGCUGCUGGGGGAGGGCACACUGGCGGUGAUCUCCAUCCUGGACGGGGUGUUGCUGAUGACGAUGGGCCUCAGCUACAACAUUAUAGUCACGUAUACCAACUACAUCAUCUUCCGCGUCUCCUACCAAGUCCUCAUCACUAUUGCCAGCUACCAGGUGGCUAAGAGUCUGCGAGAGGACAGCUACGGCCUGGUGUUUGGGAUCAAUAUGUUCAUGUCGCUUCUCCUGCAAUCACUCCUCACAUUAAUUGUGGUACAGGUGCUGCAUCUCUCGGUACACACUCAGUUCAUCGUGUAUGGCGUUUACUUCCUUUUACUGGCGAUGGUAUUCCUGGCGCUCUCCACAUACUCCCUGAGCAGCAUGGGAUGUGCAGGGAUACGGGAGGCUGGCGUGUGGGAGCAGCCUAUUGGAUCCCCUCAGGAGGCGCCGCUGGGGUGUGCUGAGUCUGUCUGAGUGUCUGAGUGGGCGAGAGUACAGGUUGUAUUCUGAAACUCUUCUCCGACUCACCCUUACUAAAUCAAAAGGCUCUCUGUAUAUUGAAAGUUACAUGUUUUUAAUGAUGUCUUUAUAGUUCUAGUGAUGGACUGACAAUAUUUUCACAUUACAGUAUUAAAAGGAGAAACACUCUAGUUAUCUCGAUGAUCUUUGAAAAUUAUUGUAUUGAAGUUAUACUGGAUUUUAAUUGUUUUUACUUCUUCUGGCAGAUUGACAAAAUUUUUGUAUUAUUGGUAGGAGAAAUACUCUUGAGAACCUGGCUAAUCAAUCUCUGUGGCCUUUGAAAAUAGCCAUGGUAAAGCUGCACUGUUUUUUUUUAUUAUCUUUUUAUGGAUCUAGUGACAGAUUGACAAGACCUUUAUACUAUUGGCAGGAGAAACACUCUUGAGAACCUGUGUCUUUUGGAAACAUUCAUGGUGAGAGAGUAAGGUUUCCAGAAUAUAGGCCUUUGUGUGUGUGUGUGUGAGUGUGUUGAUGCACUUAUGGACUCAAGUAAUCAGGGAACACAGAUAGGCUGGACUGCAAUGCUGGUAUUAUAUGAACUGCUUUCCUAUCCAUGCAUUUAUCACUAGAAUUACUGGUUGUUGGACUCAGUUAGAUGGGAGCUUUGCUAAUCACAGGAUCUGAACUGACACAGCAAGGCACAUGGGCUGAGUACUGCUGGUAAUAGUGAACACAAUUUGUAACACACACCUCAAUUUGAACAAUGAUCUGCUAUUCCACGUGGUUGUGUUGUUGUGGAGGAAAGGUGGUGGUCAUGUUACAGCUCUUGUUAACUGUUAAAUGUGGAUGGAUCAAGAAAAUGUUAGUCUAUCAAUGUUUACAAUUGUUAUUUGUUAUGCAUAUACUAUUUAUUUGUUAUUUUUUCAUAAUUUACUUGUGAUUAUGAGUGGAGCCUUGUAAUUACUGGUGAUGUGUGUGUGUGUGUGUGUGUGUGUGUGAAUUAUCGAGUGAGAUUAUCACCAGACAUCCAUUCUGUGCAAUUCCUGACAUAGUGACUAGUAAAAGACAACUGAGGUCUUGAAAUAGAAAAGUUUUAUUCUGUGAUAAUGUUACAAGCAAGGUAGGUUAAGGGUGAGUGUUGCAGAGUGGUGAUGCAGUACCAGCAGUGGUGGUGGUGGUGAAAGUGGUGCCAAGGAGUAAAUGCCUUGCCAUUGUCACUACUAUCACCACCACCAUCACUACCACUGCUGCUGCUGCUCUCUCUGGUACAUGAUGUACAGUAGAACAUAUUUUCUUAUGAUUUAGUCUAUUUUUGGGAAAACUGUAUAUACAUUAAUACAUCUUGUUAGACUA
Molecule: messenger RNA, 3060 nt
Organism: Portunus trituberculatus (swimming crab)
Lineage: Eukaryota; Metazoa; Arthropoda; Malacostraca; Decapoda; Portunidae
Product: thiamine transporter 1-like
Exons: 8
Coding region: 265-1722 (485 amino acids)
Biological process (GO): transmembrane transport; vitamin transport
Cellular component (GO): plasma membrane
Molecular function (GO): vitamin transmembrane transporter activity
Source: RefSeq, a predicted model, not a curated record